AACAGAUUAAAGUAAUAUGAAGGAAUACUAUUCUAUUGGACGUGUGUCGAUAAGCAAACUUCAAAAUAAAUAAUUACGUCCAAUCAACAAUUAUUGCAUUAAAUGAAUACGAAAAAAGAUGAAGGUAAUCGACGGUUAAAAGAUCACGAUAAUGAUAAACGCCUAAAUGAUAAUCACGGUAAUAAUAGACGCCUGAAUAAUGACCACGAUGAUGAUAGAAGCCUAAAUGCUGAUCACGGUAAUGGUAGACACCUUAAUGAUUGUCAUGAUGAUGAUGAACGGUUAAAUGAUGAUUACGAUACUGAUGGACGUUUUAAUAACUACCGCGAUGAUGACAGACGACUAGCUGUUGAUCACAAUGAUGAUAGAUGGUUAAAUGAUGACCAUGAUAUUGAUGGACACCUUGAUGAUAACGAUGGUAAAAGACGCGUAAUAAAUGAUGAUGACGAUAAUAAUAAACGCCUAAAUGAUGAUCACGAUAAUAAAAGACGCCAAAAUGGUGAUUUCGAGCCGGCUGUCAGUAUACGCAAAACGACGAAUUGGGAAAUGUAUGGAGUAAAACAUUUCCGAUACAAAGGAUACAGAAAAAAUUCUCCUCUUCUCUAUCAAACAUUUGAUGGCGACCUAAGCAUACAUAAUGAUAUUUUUGGUCUAACCAUUCAUCAGUUUGAAAGAGAAUUCCGAUCCUGUUUGCAACGAAGGAUAAUGCAUGAGCAGUCGAUCUUAAAUAUAAGAUUUCCUGAUAAAACUAGCAAUGAUUACCUGGAGUAUUUAGAGGAUUGUGAGUUUAAAUCAGAAGGCCACACUUCUGAAUUUUGCUUCAAAGAAAAAUGCCGCUUCCAACGUUUACAAAAAAUAGUAGGUACAGAGAAAGUAGUCAGAUCAAGACAACGAUUGUUAAAGUUAAAUGAUUUUGUAGACAACAAUGCUGGUCUUGGUACCACAAAGUUAUCAAGUGGGAGUCUAGCGGAAGGGCUUGAUUUACCAGGAAGUGACAUUGACAUCAUGUACAUAGUUCACAACAUAGAUGUUGUUCAAGAUGUGAAAGAAGUUUACAGGCCAGGACAUGCUACAUUUUUAAUGGAAAAAUGCAAUAAAUAUCCCGGAUUUGCCAAAUUGAAACUCUUAACAAAACAUAAAGCUUGUGUUUCAUUUUUAGUCCAGACAGAAACAGGUAUUUAUUUUUCAAGUCAGAGAUUAAUGAAGUUUUUGCUUGGAACUAAAAGUAAUGGGCAAAUUCACGGUCCGUGUCUCUCAGACCCUUAUCAACAUGAAGAUAUAGCAUUUUGUCUUCGCUCACGUAUUUGGCCUUGUGAAGCCGUGAACUGGAUCUAUCGUCGAAGGCGAUGGCAAUGGCCAUCUGAUGGAUUAGUGGAAAGUAUUACAAGAUACGGCAUUUUACUUGUACCAAUAGGUCCAAAAUAUAAUGAAAACGAGGAGUUGUGGUGGAGAUUAUCAUUUUCAGUGGCAGAAAAAAAGCUAUGUCAUUCAUUCAAUUACACACAGUUGUUGUGUUACUCACUUCUGAAAAUGACCUUGAAAAACGUUAUAAACAAGAAUGACCACGUGAAAGACCUUCUAUGCUCAUAUUUCAUGAAAACGACUUUGUUUUGGGUUUCUGAAGAGAUUUCAAUCGACCAGUUUCAAGUUUCAAAUUUGAUGGCAUGUUUCGAAUUGUGCCUCGAUAAACUUACAAAAUGCAUCGAUGUAUGCUAUUUACCUAACUAUUUCAUUCCAGAACAAAACUUGUUCAAAGGUAAAAUUAACACAUCAAAUAACAAAACUUUGUUGUCUGUAUUUACUGAUAUGAAAUAUCACGGAAUGGAAGCUUUAGUUCAAAAAGUGUUGAGUUCAAAUGACAUUGUAACGUUCUCUCCUGUUGUAGAACAUGUAGAAAGAGACGAGCCUUUUAAACUGGAAAUAUUAUUUUACAAGAUUCUUUUAACUUCUAUAGCAUGCGUUGCAAGUUCGAAUGUGGAAAAAUAUUACACUAUAUUAGCUUUAUUAAAACAAAUAUCGUUAUCUGAAUCUUCAGCGUUUUUGAGAGAUGUAUUCAAAUUUUAUCAUGGAUUUUUCAAUCAACAAGUGACACAGAUGUUAUUUUCCACAUUCAGUAAGAACAAACAACGUUAUUUUCUGAGUCGUAAAAUAUUACGUGAUGGCACAAUGGCAGACGCUGGUUCGGGCUGGUUGUUGAGUGCGUCAUUCUUUUACGCAAUAAAAAACUAUAACGUGGCAUUACGGAUCGUGGAUUCUAUAUUAUCUCGUUGCUCACCGGACAUGUUGUACUUGGGUUGUUUCUUCUAUCUGUCUAAAACGUUUUGCACGUAUCAACGUCUUGCGCACUGUCAACAAAUUACUCUUAAGGACAGGAUAAGACUCGCAACAAUAGGCGACAUAAUAUUUUUGAAAGGCUCACUGUUGAUACCGAGAGAACUGCAGUAUGAAGUUAAGGAUUUCAAAUUGAGAGUUCCCCCUGUUGUAAUGUGUCAUUGUCUCCAGUUCUUGUGUUACCAUCAUCUCAAUGAUUUUUACAAAAGAAAACUAUCAUUACAGGACUUGCGUCGUACGAUACAAAAUGAGUAUUUCUUAGCUAAAAAUGAGAAGUCUGUGUGCUAUACUCUUCUAGGUGUUUGUUAUGAAAUAUCAAAUAAUAUGGAUUUAGCUUACCGUAGUUAUGUCAACGCAGUUCGUUGUGAAGGAGACUUAUGCAAAAGUGCAAAGCUCAGAUUAGAAAAAAUAAUAUCAACACGAAUGAAUGGGGUUCCUGUGGAGGUCUUUGUUCGGCGAUGAUUUAACACUAUACUACAACAAAAGGGCUGUGAAUUACUUAUAUUACAAGUACACAUAAAGGUCUGGUUUGAUCGAUCAGCGUAUUAUCUUAUUACAUUAAAGUAUAUAUAUAUAUAUCUUGCAAGUUCUUUUUGCAUGUUGUGAAGUUGGAAGUUGUGUGUCCACAGUGUACGACGGGUAUGUUCCAGUUGUCGUAAGCACAGUCUAUUCCUCUUUACAUCAAAUUUGACCUACCAAAUUAGACAUAUAACCGACUUUGUACUUAAACGAGCAGCACGACAUGUGCCACAUGUGGAACAU
Messenger RNA from Mytilus californianus (California mussel), 3093 nucleotides. RefSeq lists its product as uncharacterized. The transcript is spliced from 3 exons. The record is from RefSeq and is a predicted model, not a curated record. NCBI's taxonomy places the organism in Eukaryota, Metazoa, Mollusca, Bivalvia, Mytilida, Mytilidae. The coding region runs from base 103 to 2793 and encodes 896 amino acids.